AUCACACCUCUCUCGCACCUCCCCACCGCACGCACGCUCCAAGUCCUCCACCCUCAAACUCCGACCGUCAACCUCCUCGCAUCGAUCAUCUCCAUCCAACCUCCCCGGACCGUUUCCCUUCGCCGCUACCAACCAGGGAAAACAAUGGAAAUCGUCGAACUCAUCCUCGGCGACGACACUCGCGCUGGCUUCGGCGUUUCCUUCUGGCUUGAUCCUAUCGAUAGCCAAGCUCGACCAACCAGCCGCGGAGGUGCGGGUGCUGGUGGAGGUAAAGAUGAAAUGCGGGUUCAGCUGGAGGUUUUACGACGAGGAGAUGUGGUGCUGUUCACGAAUGUAGCGUUGAAGGAAUGGAAAGGGAACGUUUUUGGCCAAAGCUUGGGACGGAAAAUCACGACUAAGAAUGCGACGACUGUGUGGGUCUUCAAAGAGGGCGAGGAGGUGGAUGGAGAGGUGGGACGCAAGAUUGGAAGGGUGAGAGAGUGGGCAAGGAAGUUUGUCGGUGGUGGGAGGGAGGGAGAGUGCGAAGAGGGUACAAAGGCUCCGCUCGGGAAGAGGAAGCGGGACGGCAGUCUAUUGCCGCCUGAGACG
Messenger RNA from Zymoseptoria tritici IPO323, 588 nucleotides. RefSeq lists its product as uncharacterized. Lineage: Eukaryota; Fungi; Ascomycota; Dothideomycetes; Mycosphaerellales; Mycosphaerellaceae. The annotation marks the transcript as partial. The record is from RefSeq and is a predicted model, not a curated record. The transcript has a single exon.